AUGUUCAGAUAUUUUAUUGUCCUGGCGGUGUUGGUGGCCACUAAUAUUGCUAAAGAAGUAACAGAUAUUGAAGCCUUAGCAUCUUUACCAACAAGAUGUACCUACGCAUAUGCUUAUGAGAUGUAUGGCGCACAUUGUGCAGGCUUAAGACUCAAUAAAAUACCCAGUCUCAAAGGAGGAAUUGAGAUUCUCGAUUUUAGCGACAAUAAGCUUCAAGAAAUACAUGCGGACACUUUGUCGUAUUACACAAGCAUUAAAUUUUUAUACCUAUCGGAAAAUCAGAUCUACUCAAUAGAUAAAGACGCGUUUGCGUACUUAACAGAUUUACAAACUUUAGAUCUCUCGAAAAAUGUAAUAUUCCAACUUCCCGAAACAAUUUUCCAGUUGCCUUCGUUACGUAAAUUGUAUUUAAACGGCAACCCGUUAUUGCACUUAAGCUUAAACAGUAUGGAAAUAAGAAAACCUAUAAAGGCUCCUCUAGAACUGUUAGAUCUAUCUGAUUGUAAAAUAAAAACACUACCGGACCUGGGUGUUCUGCCACAAUUGGUGCUAUACAACAUUUCCCACAACCCACUAACCACUUUAGAUGUGCACAUUUUAAGUUCUAUGUGCAAGCUUGCUAAACUGGACUUAACGGAGUCAAUUGACGCAAUCAAACUCUGUGAUUUAAAAUUAAGCGUCAAGUGGUUCCAAGAAAAACAAAUUUAUUUUCAAUUAAGUGAUUACACGAGGUUAAAUUCCAGAGUCUCAAUGAGUUUGCCCGCCGUCACCAAAAUCAUUCAGGAGAUCAAACUAUUGUCAGCAGCAUCACUUACGUGGGUAUACCGGAACACAAUUUGGGAGAUUAGAUGGGAGAUA
Messenger RNA from Brenthis ino (lesser marbled fritillary), 858 nucleotides. Lineage: Eukaryota; Metazoa; Arthropoda; Insecta; Lepidoptera; Nymphalidae. The record is from the annotation of a GenBank genome assembly.